Messenger RNA from Acanthosepion pharaonis, 474 nucleotides. The record is from the annotation of a GenBank genome assembly. Lineage: Eukaryota; Metazoa; Mollusca; Cephalopoda; Sepiida; Sepiidae.
AUGGAAAAAAAGGUUCCCGCGUGGUUGCGUCGCUCAACGCUUCUAUCUAUCUAUCUAUCUAUCUAUCUAUCUAUCUAUCUAUCUAUCUAUCUAUCUCAGUCUGUUCCUUUCUAUCUAUCUAUCUAUCUAUCUAUCUAUCUAUCUAUCUCAGUCUGUUCCUUUCUAUCUAUCUAUCUAUCUAUCUAUCUAUCUCAGUCUGUUCCUUUCUAUCUAUCAAUCUAUCUAUCUCAUUCUGUUCCUUUCUAUCUAUCUAUCUAUCUAUCUAUCUCAGGUUCCCUUCAUUUUAAUAUUCGUGGAACUCCCAUUCAACUUGCCUUGAGCCUCAGUUCUGACUUUGGUAGUCAAUUUCUUGGUGAAGUCUCUAGGUUCCUGGAAGUUUCAUACUCUGAUGUGACAAAGAGUUUAAUGCUAUCUAUCUAUCUAUCUAUCUAUCUAUCUAUCUAUCUAUCUAUCUAUCUAUCUAUUUUAUUAUAG